Molecule: messenger RNA, 741 nt
Organism: Periconia digitata
Lineage: Eukaryota; Fungi; Ascomycota; Dothideomycetes; Pleosporales; Periconiaceae
Source: the annotation of a GenBank genome assembly
AUGUCCACCCAACCACCCUCCAACAUUCCCUUCGCCCAAACUCUCCUUUCCCGUGCACACUCUCCAAGCACAGCAGAAUCUCACUACACCGAGCGCGUCCACAAGCGACCUCUCCAUACCCGUGCGACAAGCCCGACACCCUCCGCCCGAGCUCUUCGCCGCCGCGCUCUCACCACCCGCCAUGAAACCGCGCAUGCCCGCCGCAAACUCAAGCCACGACCCCUCUCUGCCGCGAAAAAGCGCGCCCUAGGCCUCACCGAGAUUCCAAAAGCACAGCAAAAAUACGCAGUAUACAAAGGGCUGCACGACCUGUGGUGCGGGUACAUGCGUGAUAUUUUGGGCCUCACGUCCGGAAUGAAGACGUAUGUGACUGCUGCGCAGGUCGGGCAGAUGCUGGGUACGGCUGAUAUGCAUGGCGCGCUUGUUGAGGUCACCCGAAGUCGCUGUGUUAGUCGUGUAGGGAUUAGGGGGAUCGUGGUCAGGGAUACCAAGUUUACGUUUGAGAUAAUCACUGAAAAGGAUACCAUCAAGGCGGUCCCCAAGGAACAUACAAUGUUUAGAUUCGAAGUGCCCUUACAGGAGACUGGAGAGGAAAGAGUUGGGUCCGUGGGGACUGGGGAGGACCAACAGCGGGAACGGUUGAAACCACUGGUUUUUGAGGUGUUGGGGGAGCAGAUUCAGGUCAGAGGUGCAGAGAGGGCGAAUCGCAAGUUCAGGAUGCAUUACCAGUCCGAUGUCUGA